AUGGCUCUCCAGGACAGAAUGCUGCAGUUGGUGCAGGCGAUUGACCCGUUGACUCUAUCCGUAAUAAGGGAAUCAGACGUGUACGCCGACUACGAAGCAGUUUUAAACGAUCCUACAGACUUUACGCUCCCAUGGCCACCAAUGGGGGGCCGAAUUACGUCGGUGUUGAACGACCACCUCAAGGAAGCAAUUAAAGAGAUGUACACUGGUGCAGAACUCGGUGAAUCGGCUUUAGAACCGCAGUUGGUCAAACAGUUGGAUGAAACACGCGGUUCGAAGCCCAAGCUUGAUCGACAGCUGGGCAGCCUAGCUCCACAAAUUCCGCACUCCGUAGCAAAGGUGGCCGUAGCUCUACAAGGUGUGCCCGUUAAGGAAGCAGUAAUUGUCGACAGCUCCUUGGUACACGCAGGGGUGCCCGUGGUGAAACUGGGGAGUAAGGACCCUACCGAACAAAUGCUUCAAUUGGUCAGCAGAGGCUACCUCGCAGACGAAGUUUUGGAGGACAUCGCUUCCCACACAGCGACCGACCACGUCCUCAAAUCCGUCCACCAAACACCAGACCCUGGACCAACCGGCGCUGAACUAAAUCCGGGCUCUAACCCCGAAUCUUCGCCUCAGGCAGCGACAGAGGCACAAACAAAAACUGCCUCGAGUACGGAAAGCCACCCAUUCGACUGGGCCGCUCUGGGCGCCUUUGAAGAAGAAAUGCGGUCACAGGCAUGCCUUCCCUGGUACAUGCCCCGGUACCCUGAACCCUUCGCAGACACAGUCCCGCCGGGACUUCCACCUCCGGUCUUCAUUGAAGGCAUCGCCCAGGCCUGUGAAGCAGGAGACUGGCUGUCAGCGACGCGGCAGUUUCUGGAAUGGGCGAACGAGGCGACGACCUAG
Molecule: messenger RNA, 888 nt
Organism: Gregarina niphandrodes
Lineage: Eukaryota; Apicomplexa; Conoidasida; Eugregarinorida; Gregarinidae
Exons: 1
Coding region: 1-888 (295 amino acids)
Source: RefSeq, a predicted model, not a curated record